Messenger RNA from Alnus glutinosa, 1620 nucleotides. RefSeq names its product pectin acetylesterase 12-like. The record is from RefSeq and is a predicted model, not a curated record. Gene Ontology annotation, biological process: cell wall organization. The transcript has 12 exons. Gene Ontology annotation, molecular function: pectin acetylesterase activity. The coding region runs from base 130 to 1422 and encodes 430 amino acids. Gene Ontology annotation, cellular component: plant-type cell wall. NCBI's taxonomy places the organism in Eukaryota, Viridiplantae, Streptophyta, Magnoliopsida, Fagales, Betulaceae.
UUGCAUUUCCAUUUUCCGCACCCUCUCAUUACUAAAAUAGAAAGUAGCAAACGUGUGGUAAAGUUUGGGUAGCAGAGUGAGGAGGAUGAGGUGAGUAGUUGGGGAUAAUUAAGAAGUAGAAGAAGAAGAAUGAAGGCGACUCUGACUGUGCUGGGGUACGUUUGUUGCGUUGUUGGGUUCGUUUUGAGUGGAUCCGGGCAUCAUGCUUCUGCUUCUUUCGAGGAGCUCAAUCUCAAAGAGCUGGAGAUAGAGAAAGAGAAAGACGGCCUGCUUUCUCUUGUGCAGAAUGAUGCGGCGGCAUCACCUUCUUUGCCAAAGCCUCUCAUGGUCCCUCUCACUCUUAUUCAGGAAGCUGCUUCUAAAGGAGCUGUCUGCUUGGAUGGGACGCUACCCGGUUAUCAUCUGCAUCAGGGUUAUGGAUCUGGUGCAAACAGUUGGCUCAUUCAAUUAGAGGGUGGGGGAUGGUGCAAUACGAUAAGAAGCUGCAUUUACCGCAAAACAACUCGUCGUGGUUCAUCGAAAUACAUGGAAAAGCAGAUACCAUUCAUAGGAAUAUUGAGCAAUAAAGCUGAAGAAAAUCCUGAUUUUUUCAACUGGAACAGAGUCAAGCUACGUUACUGUGAUGGGGCAUCUUUCAGCGGGGAUAGUGAGAAUGAGAAGGCGAAACUCAAUUUUCGAGGACAACGGAUUUGGUUAGCUGCUAUGCAGGAGUUAAUGUCCAAGGGAAUGCAGAACGCCAACCAGGCUCUUCUUUCUGGAUGCUCUGCUGGGGGUCUAGCAUCUAUACUACACUGCGAUGAGUUUCGGGACUUAUUUCCAAAAACUACCAAAGUGAAAUGUCUUAGUGAUGCUGGAUUGUUCCUUGAUGCAGUUGAUGUAUCCGGUGGGCGCACUUUAAGGAAUAUGUUUGAAGGCGUGGUUAACUUACAGGAAGUGCAAAAGAAUCUGCCAAAUACAUGUAUCAACUACCUGGAUCCAACUUCGUGCUUCUUCCCUCAGAAUUUGAUAGCGAAUAUUAAGACACCAUUAUUUCUUCUAAAUGCAGCCUAUGAUGCAUGGCAGCUCCAAGCUAGCUUAGCUCCACGAUCAGCCGAUCCUAAUGGCUAUUGGAAUGAAUGCAAAUUGAACCAUGCCCAGUGUAAUUCAUCACAGAUCCAGUUUCUCCAAGACUUUAGAAAUCAAAUGCUCCAUGCCAUCAGAGAUUUCUCAAGGUCCAGUCAAAAUGGAUUGUUCAUAAAUUCCUGUUUUGCUCAUUGCCAGUCUGAGAGGCAGGACACCUGGUUCGCAGAUGAUUCGCCCCUAAUUGCAAACAAGGGGAUUGCAGAGUCUGUUGGAGACUGGUAUUUUGAUAGAGUAUAUGUAAAAGCUACUGACUGCCCGUACCCCUGUGACAGCACCUGCCACAAUUUAGUUUUCAAGUGAGUGUGAAUUUAUUCAAUGACUCCUCAGAUUGCUUCUUUAUUCAUCAUGCUUCCUAUUCCCAACUGUGAAAAUUGUAACAUUCAUUUAUUAAGGUAACAAAGUCAUACUGGAUGAGGAGUGCAAACUAUAAUAGCUAGCACAUUCUUGCCCAUGGGUUUUGGCCAUGCAUUUAUGAAUGAGAUUCUGUUGUAUCUUGAA